Molecule: messenger RNA, 1959 nt
Organism: Miscanthus lutarioriparius
Lineage: Eukaryota; Viridiplantae; Streptophyta; Magnoliopsida; Poales; Poaceae
Source: the annotation of a GenBank genome assembly
AUGGCCGGCGUCGACGCCGCCAGGUACGCGCACAGCCCGGCGCACCACGCCGUGGCGGCGCGGGACCACGCCGCGCUGCGCCGCGUGCUGGACGCGCUCCCGCGGGCGCGCCGGCCCGAGGAGAUCCGGACGGAGGCGGACUCCGUCGCCGAGGAGGCCCGCGCCGAGGCCGUCUCGGCGGUCAUCGACCGCCGCGACGUGCCGGGGCGGGAGACGCCGCUCCACCUCGCCGUGCGCCUCUGCGACGCCACGGCGGCCGAGAUGCUCAUGGCGGCCGGCGCCGACUGGAGCCUGCAGAACGAGCAGGGCUGGAGCGCGCUCCAGGAGGCCAUCUGCGCGCGCGAGGAGGCCCUGGCGCGCGUCAUCGUGCGCCACUACCAGCCCCUCGCCUGGGCCAAGUGGUGCCGCCGCCUUCCCCGCGUCGUCGCUGCCAUGCACCGGAUGCGGGACUUCUACAUGGAGAUCACCUUCCACUUCGAGAGCUCCGUCAUCCCAUUCAUCUCCCGCAUCGCGCCCUCCGACACCUACAGUGUCUGGAAGCGCGGCGCCAACCUCCGCGCCGACAUGACCCUCGCCGGUUUCGAUGGCUUCAAGAUCCAGCGCUCCGACCAGACCAUACUCUUCCUCGGGGAGGGUUCGGAGGACGGCAAGGUGCCGCCGGGUUCACUGUUCAUGAUCAACCACAAGGACAAGGAGAUUAUGAACGCGCUGGAGGGGGCAGGCGCCCCGGCCUCAGAGGCAGAGGUCCAGCAGGAGGUCUCUGCAAUGUCACAGACCAACAUCUUCCGUCCGGGGAUCGACGUCACCCAAGCGGUGCUGCUCCCGCAGCUCACAUGGCGGCGGCAGGAACGGACAGAGGCCGUUGGUCCGUGGAAGGCAAAGGUGUAUGACAUGAAUCAUGUGGUGGUCAGUGUCAAGUCAAGGAGGGUCCCGGGGGCGAUGACGGAUGAGGAAUUCUUCUCAUCUUGCAAUGACAAUGAUACAGAGAGCGAGGGGUUUGAUGAUGUUCUGACAGAGGAGGAGAAGAAGCAGUUGGAGGCCGCUCUAAAAAUGGAUUCUCCAGAUGCCGGUGGGGAGUCUGACUCAUUUGCUGGUCCUCGACAUAGUUGCGUUGAGCCAAGGGAGAGGGAGAUACCGAUUGAGGACAUGAGUGUUUCUGGAAUUGGAGAGAGUAAGCAUGACAAGAAAGGUUGGUUCAGUAAUUGGGGAAAGAGAAGUCAGGUUAGCAAGCCAGAAGGGGUGAAGAAGAUGGCACCUCCAAGGAGCUCGCUCUGUGUAGAUGAGAAGGUGAGCGACCUCCUCAUUGAAUCGCCCUCAAAUGUACAAACAAGACCAGGAAGGCAUUCGGUAGAUGUAGUCAGAGCAGAUGACAACAGAAGGAUCAGGGAAAGGGAUAAUAGGAGACAUGUUGCUUCUGCGGAGAAUGAGCAUAGGCGCAAAGAAGGUUCCAAAGAAAGCGAGUAUAAGAAAGGACUAAGGCCUGUUCUCUGGCUCUCUCCAAAUUUCCCUCUUCGGACUGAGGAGCUGCUGCCAUUGCUUGAUAUUCUUGCAAACAAGGUGAAGGCAAUUCGUCGUUUGAGGGAUCUACUUACAACAAAACUCCCUCCAGGAACAUUUCCAGUCAAGGUUGCUAUUCCAGUUGUGCCUACAAUCAGAGUGCUUGUGACAUUCACAAAAUUUGAAGAGCUACAGCCGCUGGAGGAGUUCACCACACCACCUUCAAGUCCUGACAACAGCAAGAGCCCAGCAGUGCAGCCUUCUUCAAGCUCCUGGAUUCAGUGGAUCAAGGCGCCUUACCGCCAGAACUUCUCGACAGCACCGGGCCCAAGCAGCCGCGUGGAGGACAUCCAGGACCCAUUUGCCAUUCCUUCCGAUUACGUGUGGACAACACCUGAAGAGAAGAAAAAGAAGACACGGGAAAAAAAGAACAAGUCGAAAAAAGGCAGGAACGGGGCAUAG